This is a messenger RNA of Drosophila nasuta, 1682 nucleotides long. It is a transcript of the gene Alg1, whose product is annotated as ALG1, chitobiosyldiphosphodolichol beta-mannosyltransferase. Gene Ontology annotation, cellular component: endoplasmic reticulum. Gene Ontology annotation, molecular function: mannosyltransferase activity. The transcript is spliced from 3 exons. The record is from RefSeq and is a predicted model, not a curated record. Bases 148 to 1500 code for a protein of 450 amino acids. NCBI's taxonomy places the organism in Eukaryota, Metazoa, Arthropoda, Insecta, Diptera, Drosophilidae.
GUUGCCCAGCAACAAAAAAAGGUUGCAACGGAGAUUUAACGACUCAAUCAAUGUACACAUCACACGGCUACCACUAUAUUGAGAAACAAGUGCGGAAUAUAAUCAAAAUACAUUAGGCACUCGAAAAAACACACACCGCGCACAGGCAUGGCGGAGCGUCAGCUGAAGAAACGCAACGCUUGCGUCAUUGUACUGGGCGACAUUGGACGCAGUCCACGUAUGCAAUACCAUACCCAAAGUCUGCUUGAAGACAAUUACAAUGUGGACAUUAUUGGCUACCUGGAGACACGUCCCCUCGACGCCUUAACAGUCGCCCAGCCCAAGUGCAAAAUACACGAGCUACCCGCGGUGCCAGUGACAAAUCUAACGCCCAAACUCAAGCUGCUCUUCAAGGCGAUCUGGCAAACGUUGAGUCUGCUCAUUGCAUUGAUCUCCAUACCGCGUCCCAAUUUUCUGCUUGUCCAGAAUCCACCCGGCAUUCCCACACUAGUCGUUUGCUACUUGUACUGCGCUCUGACGCGUACCAAACUUGCCAUCGAUUGGCACAAUUACACAUACACUGUGCUCGCUAUGGGCAUGGCUGGUGGCGAACAGAGUCGCCUCAGCCGGCUGACGAAGCGUCUGGAGCGCUACUUUGGCUCCAAGGCGCACACACACUUCUGUGUCACAAAGGCUAUGAAGGAGGAUUUGCAGCGGAACUGGAAUAUUGGGCCAGUUACUGUGCUUUAUGAUCGUGCACCUACCCAAUUCCAUCCCAUUGAGCUCGCCCAAAAGCACGACCUGUUCAUGAAGCUAUCCAAAGAUUAUGCGCAGUUCAUGCCCCAAUGCUAUGCGGAUCUCAAGCAGUCCGGCGUACUCGAGUCCACAGCACUCACCCAAAAGAUGGCCAAUGGCAGCGUGCUGUAUAAGCCACAAAGGCAAGCCGUUCUUGUCUCCAGCACCAGCUGGACACCCGACGAGGAUUUUGGCAUACUGUUACAAGCUCUUGAGUCGUAUGAGCGCAUUGCGCUGGAACAGCCGCAGCUCUAUCCCACAUUGUUGUGCAUCAUCACGGGCAAGGGCCCGCAGAAGGCGCAUUAUGAGGCGCAGAUAGCGAAGUUGCAGUGGCAAAAGGUGUCUAUUGUGACGCCCUGGCUGGAGCCCGAAGAUUAUCCCAGCAUUUUAGCUAGUGCUGAUCUGGGUGUCUGUCUGCACUGGAGCACAAGUGGCUUGGAUCUGCCCAUGAAGGUGGUGGACAUGUUUGGCAGUGGAUUACCAGUCUGCGCCUACAACUUCAAGUGUUUGGAUGAGUUGGUGAAACAUGGCGAGAAUGGCUUUGUGUUCAGCGAUCAUCAGGAACUUGCCGAGCAGCUGCGCAUUUGGUUCGAGAACUUCCCCAACAAUCCGAGCAUCAUCGAGACACGCAGUCGUUUUGGACGCAGUUUGCAAGAGUUCCAAGAGCUGCGUUGGCGCGAGAAUUGGAAACAACACGCGGCUCCCGUUCUGGAAGCAUUUCUUUAAGGAUUUAACGAGACGACAGACAACAUGAAGUAAAAACUGUGGCUGCAUUUUAUUGAUAAACUCUACUACAAGAAGGCACUUAACCUAUUGCUGUUUAUAGUUUCUAUAUGUAUAGUAUAUUCUAUGAAUCAAAUUUGUGCCGCUUCAUCUAGUAGCUUAAUAAUAAAUGUUUGUUUUUAUAG